AUGGCCGACAACGCUCUCAGCUCUCGCACCGAGGUCGCAAACGAAGCAGCCUCUGUGCGCGCAGAAUUAAAAAUCUGGGAGAAGGAAUUCGCGUCGACUCACGACGGGAAAAAGGCUGGCCGGGAUGACAUCAAACAAAACCCAGAUAUCGCUGCCAAAUAUAAAGAAUACGGUCGGCUCAAAGCCCUCGAGUCCUCCCUCGCUCGACGCGAGAACCGCCGACAUGAACCGUCCGACAGCCACUCCAAGAAGCGAAAGCACGCGUCUCCGACUGAAAACGCACAUGCACACAUGGAAUCCACGCCGCGCAAGUCGGCCAAGGGCCUGUUUGCGACACCAUCCCAUCCUCGAACCAAAGCCCAUCCCUCGCAGCUAGACCCAUACGACUCACCCUCCACGCUUCGCAGACUCUUCAGUCCCAGCACGCACCGGCAGAGUAUGCCGGCGCCAUCACCCCUCAAACCUGUCAUUGGUCCGACCCCUCAACGUGACGGGAAAGCACUAGGACUCUUUGAUCUUCUCUCUGAGUCGGGGGGAAGCAACGCGACACCCUCGGGCAAGAAGAAAGCAGAUACACUUGCGGCUGGAUUCCAAACCCCAUCCAAGAAAAAGACUGUGGAGCCGAUCCCAGAAGCCCCGGAAGAAGACCAAGAACAGGAAACCCCACGACUAGCCCGGACCCCAGCAUCCUCGACCAAGCAGUUCUAUCUUGCGAAUUUAUUCGCGACGCCCACGACAAUGCGCUAUGCCGCCAUGGUGGAGGCGGAAGACAAUGCUGCGCAGGACCAAGGGCCUCAAGACGCGGUGUCUGCAGCAGCCCCAGAGACAGCACUGUCUGGAACACCGAGUUUUCUCCGCCGGUCGAAUUCCGGGCGUUACCUUGCGCCGAAUGCAAACCGCGACAGUUCGGGACUGAGUCCGAUGGUUUCUCGAAAGCCGCAGCAGUUUGCCGGCAAAGGACUUUCACAUUUGGUCCAGGGACUUCGAGCCAUGGAAGAGGAACAGCUAGAUGACGACUGGGAUGUGCUCCGGGAGAUCGAGGCCGACCAGGAAGAGGCCAAUAUCGAGGUGGCAGACAGCCAAGUUCCUAUAGAUGAGGUGCGCCGGCCGUACAAGAAGAAGGGGCAAAAACGAACCACCCGCAAGGUGACCAUGAGACCCGUCGCGCCACGCGCAAAACCUCGUCCGAAUCCCGCCGCCGCUACACAUGACGCAGACCCAGAGAGCGACGAUGAGCUGGCUGCAGUUCCGGAGACGCAGCAUCUGGGAGCCUCACCGAACACUUAUGAGGAUAAUGACCAAGAGGAGAAUGAAGGUGACGGCGACGAUGCCGCUUCCCUCCAUACUAUGUCUGAUCCCGAACUCGACUCGGACGCAGAUCCCACGGCGGACUCGGAUGGCGACCCUGAAUACGCCGACAAGCCCAAGCCACUUCCCAAGACGAAGAGUUUCUCGGAGCGAAUCAAGGAAGCCGUGUCAUCCACGAAACCAAAAACCAAAGAGACGCAGGGAAAGGCACCGGAGGCAACUGGAAAGGAAGAAAAGAAGCCUCGUGCCCGCAAGAUUAAUCCCCAGGCCCAUGCCAACUACCGAUCCUUGAAGAUUGGGAACAAGGGUUCUCGGGGCAGAGGGGGACGAUUCCGCCGCAGAUAG
This is a messenger RNA of Penicillium alfredii, 1653 nucleotides long. It is a transcript of the gene sld2, whose product is annotated as protein sld2. Gene Ontology annotation, cellular component: DNA replication preinitiation complex. Lineage: Eukaryota; Fungi; Ascomycota; Eurotiomycetes; Eurotiales; Aspergillaceae. Gene Ontology annotation, molecular function: single-stranded DNA binding; DNA replication origin binding. Gene Ontology annotation, biological process: DNA replication; double-strand break repair via break-induced replication; mitotic DNA replication preinitiation complex assembly. The record is from RefSeq and is a predicted model, not a curated record. The transcript has 2 exons. The coding region runs from base 1 to 1653 and encodes 550 amino acids.